Messenger RNA from Fopius arisanus, 1316 nucleotides. Its product is annotated as histone-lysine N-methyltransferase, H3 lysine-79 specific. The coding region runs from base 400 to 1026 and encodes 208 amino acids. NCBI's taxonomy places the organism in Eukaryota, Metazoa, Arthropoda, Insecta, Hymenoptera, Braconidae. The record is from RefSeq and is a predicted model, not a curated record. The transcript has 3 exons.
GAGAUUUAUCUCAUUUCAUUGAAUUAUUUAUCGGGUAAAGGGAGAAAUUGUAAAAUUUGAAUAAUCGGGAAAUAAAAUCGAAGGGUUUGAUCGUAUUGAACGCGAUUUCGAGUAAUAAAUUUUGUUCUACUGUCAAUGAGAGCGAAACAGGAAAAAAGCGAUCCAUAUAUCGAUUGCAGGAGAUAGGGGUCAGUGGUGCUCGUGCGUUAGACCUGAUGUCGUGGUUUUUCUCCACUUUAUGUUCAAACGUUUGACUUGGAACAACCCCUAGUUCAAAUUUAAUUGUGAAUUUACCAUUUCACCCGCUGCACUUUCUCUCAUAUCUAAAAAUUCAUUAAGAAAACGAAAAUGAUAACGAAAUUAUAAACUGUGCACUGAGGUUCAUGAAAAAUUUAAACGAUGAAGUACCAGCGGGUUUCUGUCGAUUUUGUCAACAUGGUUUUCACAGCCUUCACGUAUGUAGCUCUUGCUGGAGCUGUUUGGGUAUUUCUCAGGUUAUUACAAGCCUGUUUUUCAUUACCCAAGCAUUUAAAAAAACAAAAUGACAUACAACAAAUGCUCCAGGACAAGGUGGACAGUUACGAGAAAUACAUUGAGGAAUGCGAAGCGAAAGAGAAAGAAGCUGCAGAAUCUGGUGAGACUGUAGUAUCAGUGGAUGAAAAUGGUGAAGAGAGAUCGGAAGUGCCAGUGAUUGAUGAGACAAAGUGGAAAGAGAGGAGAGAAUGUUUAGAAAUGUUGAAGAAAGAAUUGAGAAGGGUCAGGGAUGGUGGUGACCAAUACGACUGGGAUUAUCUUCUUGAAGAGGACGAGAAAGAGGAAAAAGAGGAGAAGGACAUCCUGGGGAAAGAAGAGAAAAAGGAGAAAGGGGAGGCAGAAGAAAAUCACAAGAAAAUGGAUGACGAGACAUUCAGUGAUGUUGAUGAAGAAAAAUGCAAAUCCAAGACACAACUCAACUUCAGGAAUGAUGUGGGCGAUAAGAAAGAACCGGAAGAGAUUCCAGUGGAAGAGAAAAAAAAGAAUAAAUAGGCUUGACCCAUUUUUCAAGUGCACCGUUUGUCAAUUAUACUUCAUACAACGGAUAAUUGUUUUUCUUUUGGGUAAUUCGUGUUUUUUAAUUGAACUAUUUAGAAAAGUGCGGAAAUUAUACUCGUGUCUUCAGUGCCCAAUUUGUUAAUUAGUCAUCAUCAUUAACGAGAGACUCGUCUAUUGUUUAUUUUUUAAUUAAAAGUGAUUAUUUAUUCAUUCUAGAUUAUGUCUGACGGAGUGUAUUAAUACUGGAAAUUUCAAUUUUUUAUGUUUGAAUAAUUGAUACUCCA